CGACCGCGUUCCCUCACAGCGGCUAAUUGUACAGGAUGGCGGACGCUCUGAAUGUUGGGGUGAACCUGGAGGCCUUCUCCCAGGCCAUUCAUUGUAUCCAGGCGUUGCGUUCCAGCGUUACCCGCGUAUUCGACUGCCUGAAGGAUGGCAUGAAGAACAAGGAGAGCCAGGAAGCCCGGGAGAGGGCGUUUGUCUCUGAGUUCCAAGACAACCUGCACUGCGUCAACAGGGACCUCAAUGAGCUGGAACGUCUAAGCAACUUAGUUGGAAAACCUUCAGAGAACCACCCCCUUCAUAACAGCGGCUUGCUGAGCCUGGAUCCUGUUCACGACAAGACCCCCCUGUACAGCCAGCUCCUUCAGGCCUACAAGUGGUCAAACAAGUUGCAGUUCCACGCUGGCCUCGCGUCAGGUCUCCUGAACCAGCAGUCCUUGAAACGGUCGGCUAACCAGAUGGGCGUGUCGGCAAAACGCAGACCCAAAGUACAGCCGACUACUCUAGCCCUUCCUCCGCAAUACAUUGAUGAUGUAAUCAGCCGGAUCGAUAGAAUGUUCCCUGAAAUGACCAUCCAGUUAUCAAGGCCUAACGGGAGCUCGGCCAUGUUGCUGGUGACCCUGGGGAAAGUGCUCAAAGUCAUCGUGGUAAUGCGCAGCCUUUUCAUUGACCGCACCAUAGUCAAGGGCUACAACGAGAACGUUUAUACAGAGGACGGCAAGUUGGACAUAUGGUCGAAGUCCAAUUACCAAGUCUUCCAGAAGGUGACGGAUCAUGCCACCACCGCCCUCCUCCAUUACCAACUGCCGCAGAUGCCCGAUGUAGUGGUCCGAUCCUUUAUGACCUGGUUGAGAAGUUACAUCAAGCUGUUCCAGGCUCCGUGCCAGCGCUGCGGGAAGUUCUUGCAGGAUGGGCUGCCGCCAACAUGGAGGGAUUUCCGUACGCUAGAAGCCUUCCACGACUCUUGCAGGCAGUAAAAAAGAACGAGAGGGGUCUUUGAAAACAAUUUCCACAUCUCCGUCUGUCCCCCCCCCUACGUUUGCAGCACGAACAGCCAGGCUAUAAGCAAACUUAGGGGGCUGUUCCUGCUGAAUUGUGCUUAGUACAGGGGAAUCCCUAUGUGCCAUAGUUUUAUGGUAUCUCUCUGUACAGGCUAUGAGCAAACUUAGGGGGCUGUUCCUGCUGAAUUGUGCUUAGUACAGGGGAAUCCCUAUGUGCCAUAGUUUUAUGGUAUCUCUCUGUACAGGCUAUGAGCAAACUUAGGGGGCUGUUCCUGCUGAAUUAUGCUUAGUACAGGGGAAUCCCUAUCCCGGCGAAUGUUUGAUUGGAAAACUUUGGCAGCCAUUUUGUAAUCCCUCCUACUUUGACUUGAAAAUGCUAUUUUUCUACUGGUUUUCUCACCUUGUAAAUAAAUCCAUUUUGUUUUCUGA
Messenger RNA from Xenopus tropicalis (tropical clawed frog), 1424 nucleotides. It is a transcript of the gene med27, whose product is annotated as mediator complex subunit 27. NCBI's taxonomy places the organism in Eukaryota, Metazoa, Chordata, Amphibia, Anura, Pipidae. Gene Ontology annotation, cellular component: mediator complex; nucleus. The record is from RefSeq and is marked validated. Gene Ontology annotation, biological process: positive regulation of DNA-templated transcription.